Guyanagaster necrorhizus is the source of this 1503-nucleotide messenger RNA. RefSeq names its product general substrate transporter. Gene Ontology annotation, cellular component: membrane. Gene Ontology annotation, molecular function: carbohydrate:proton symporter activity. Gene Ontology annotation, biological process: transmembrane transport; carbohydrate transport. NCBI's taxonomy places the organism in Eukaryota, Fungi, Basidiomycota, Agaricomycetes, Agaricales, Physalacriaceae. The transcript is spliced from 12 exons. The record is from RefSeq and is a predicted model, not a curated record. The coding region runs from base 1 to 1503 and encodes 500 amino acids.
AUGCUCGCUAUAUACAAUCCGUAUGCCAUCGCAGCGAUCAGUGCUUUGGGCGGCUUUCUGUUUGGUACAGACAUCUCAUCUGUCUCUGCUUUUUUAAACGUCGAUUCAUACCUAAUCUACUUCGACCAUCCCAAUGACACUACCCAAGGUGGUAUAACGGCGGCUAUGCCCGCGGGCGCAUUCCUCGGUGCCCUCGUCGCUGGUCCCGUAUCUAAUCGUCUGGGACGCAAGAAGUCUAUCAUUCUUUCCACAUUAUGCUGGACUAUCGGGUGUAUCCUCAGUUGCGCCGCUCAAAACGUUGCGAUGCUCGUCGUUGGAAGACUUAUCAAAGGUAUCUGUGUUGGAUGGACGUCGGGUCAAAUUCCCGUAUACCUUGCGGAACAAUCGCCUAGGGCUAUCCGCGGUCGUCUUGUUGGUACUCAGCAAAUUGCAAUCACCGUUGGCAUCCUUGUGAUGUUCUAUGUCAGUUAUGGUUGCAGCUUCAUAAAUGGUGUCGGAGCCUUUCGACUGGCAUGGGGUCUACAGAUUGUUCCUGGCGCUCUCCUUGGUCUUCUUAUGCCCCUGUGUCCCGAGUCUUGUCGCUGGCUUGCGGCCCGCGGUCGCAUGGAGGAAGCAGAACAAGUCAUUGCGAAGAUACACAAUCUGCCCAUCGAUUCGGCUGAGGUACAACUGCAAAUAGACGAGAUCCGCGAAGCCAUACGUAUCGAAAAGGAAUCCGCCGAGAUCGGAUAUGUCGACUUGUUCAAGAAGAAGCUCCUGUCCCGAACCAUCGCCGGCAUGGCCUGUCAACUCUGGAGGGAUCUGUGUGGCGUGAACGUUAUGAUGUACUACGUCGUUUAUGUCUUCCAGAUGGCCGGCCUCACGGGAAACACAAAUCUGAUUUCCUCGUCAAUCCAAUACGUGAUAAAUUUCGCCAUGACGAUCCCAGCCCUCAUAUGGGUCGAUAAAUGGGGCCGUCGGCCAACCCUCCUCGUAGGAUCUGCCCUCAUGGCGGCAUUUCUUUUUGCAACGGCCGGUUUACUCGCCAAUUACGGCCACUACGUUGACAGUGUCGAUGGCAACGCGAAUGUUCGAUGGUCUGUUUCCGGUCCACCGUCCAAAGGCGUCAUCGCAUGCAGCUACCUUUUCGUGGCUUCUUUUGCGAUAACAUGGGGGCCGGUCUCUUGGAUUUAUGUUUCAGAGAUAUUUCCUCGCCCCGUACGAGCACAAGGGUCUGGUCUUGCAACGGCGACCAACUGGAUCAUGAAUUUUGCUCUGUCCUUCUUCGUUCCUCCAGCUUUCAAAGACAUCCAGUGGAAAACGUACCUCGUAUUUGGAACUUUCUGUGUCGCUUCAUUCAUUCAAGUGUUUUUCACCUUUCAUGAAACAAAAGGCCGUACCUUGGAAGAAAUAUCGACACUGUUUGAAACUUCAGUCACGCCAUUCAGCAAGGUCACGAUUGCUCCGUCAUCGCACGACUCUUCCCAUCACGAUUCCAAGGAAAUGGUAUCGACUUCAGAAUAA